Messenger RNA from Gossypium arboreum, 1515 nucleotides. The record is from the annotation of a RefSeq genome assembly. NCBI's taxonomy places the organism in Eukaryota, Viridiplantae, Streptophyta, Magnoliopsida, Malvales, Malvaceae.
AUGGAGGAAUUUCAAGUAUAUUUAGAACUAAAUAGAUCCCGCCGACACGAUUUCCUAUACCCACUUAUUUUUCGGGAGUAUAUUUAUGCACUUGCUCAUGAGCAUGGUUUAAAUAAAUCGAUGAUUUUUUUUGAAAAUCAGGGUUAUGGUAAUAAAUUCAGUUCACUAAUUGUGAAACGUUUAAUUCUUCGAAUGGAUCAACAGAAUCGUUUGAUUAGUUCUGCUAAUGAUUCCAACCAAAAUCCGGUUUUUGGGCACAACAAUAAUUUGUAUUCUCAAAUGAUAGCGGUAGGAUUUGCAGUCAUUGUGGAAAUUCCAUUUUCCUUACGAUUAAUAUCUUACUCACAAGGGGCAGAAGUCGCAAAAUCUCAUAAUUUACAAUCAAUUCAUUCAAUAUUUCCUUUUUUAGAGGACAAAUUCUCACAUUUAAAUUAUGUGUUAGAGGCACUAAUACCUCAUCCCAUCCAUCUAGAAAUCUUAGUUCAAGCCCUUCGCUACUGGGUAAAAGAUGCUUCUUCUUUGCAUUUAUUACGGUUCUCUCUCUACGAGUAUUGUAAUUUGAAGAGUUUUAUUACUCCAAAGAAAUCUAUUUCGAUUUUUAAUCCAAGAUUAUUCUUGUUCCUAUAUAAUUCUCAUACAUGUGAAUACGAAUCCAUUUUCCUUUUUCUCCGUAAUCAAUCUUCUCAUUUACGAUCAACAUCUUCUGGGGUCUUUCUUGAACGAAUUUUUUUCUAUGGAAAAAUAAAGUAUCUUGGCGAAGUCUUUUAUAAUGAUUUUCAGAACAACCUAUGGUUGUUCAAAGACCCUUUCAUACAUUUUAUUAGGUAUCAAGGAAAGUCAAUUCUGGCCUCAAAGGAUACGUCUCUUCUGAUCAAUAAGUGGAAAUAUUACUUUGUCGAUUUAUGGCAAUAUUAUUUUUACCUGUGGUCUCAAUCAGGAAGAGUCCGUAUAAAUCAAUUAUCUAAAUAUUCUCUCGACUUUCUGGGCUAUCUUUCAAGUGUGCGAUUAAAUCCUUCAGUGGUACGGAGUCAAAUGCUAGAAAAUUCAUUUCUAAUAGAUAAUGCUGUGAAGACGUUGGAUACAAGAAUUCCAAUUAUUUCGCUCAUUGGAUCAUUGUCUAAGGCGAAAUUUUGUAACACAUUAGGGCAUCCCAUUAGUAAGCCGACGUGGGCCGAUUCCCCCGAUUCUGAUAUUAUUGACCGAUUUGUGCGGAUAUCCAGAAAUCUUUCUCAUUAUCACAGUGGAUCUUCAAAAAAAAAAAGUUUGUAUCGAAUAAAAUAUAUACUUCGGUUUUCUUGUGUUAAAACUUUGGCUCGUAAACACAAAAGUACUGUCCGUGCUUUUUUGAAAAAAUUAGGUUCGGAAUUUUUGGAAGAAUUCUUUACGGAAACGGAAGAAGAACAUGUUUUUUCUUUGAUCUUCCCAAGAGGUUUUUUUGCUAUGCGAAAGGUCUAUAGGGGACGAAUUUGGUAUUUGGAUAUUAUUUGUAUCAAUGCUCUGGUCAAUCAUUCAUGA